AUGGCCAGCAGCGCCAAUGCCUACAAAACAGGUCUUAUGGGCUACGGCCAAUCAUGGUACGAUCCCCCGUGUGCCUACGCCUGUCGCGCCGUGAUCAGCAGUGCACCUCUUGACUGCCCAUCAAUGGGCCACCACACAGGUACGAGCGAACACUCACACGGGGGUUCACCACUAGCACCCUGCAUCGCAACCAACAGCGACUUUCUACGUACUCUGGCAUACUGUCUGAGCACUCGAUGCGGAGAUGUUUCGGCCUCAAAACUUGAGGCAUAUUGGGCUGGCCAAGCAACUGGGGACAAGACUGUUUCUGCGGAAUGGACGUAUGGUGCUGCGCUUGCGAAUGUGACUGCGCCGCCGAAGAGGACUUAUGUCGCGGGCGAUACGCUGAACUACACGGCGCUUAUCGCAGAUGCUGAUUAUCAGUAUCAGUAUGACUUUAAUGUCUUCUUUGAUUGGGAGGAGACUGUUCAAUCCACAUAUGUAAUAGUUUCGAUCUCAAUUGGUGUAGCAACGCCUGUCUUCUUCUCAGCUCUAGGCUAUCUCCCCUUCAUGACCCGAGCCAUAGAUACGAUCAGACCAUAUCUCGUCUACCCGUCAGCCUUUCGAGGCUACAACAUACGUCCUCUUCCCUACCCAUUUGAUAACGCGCCAACGAUCGGCCAAGGGCUUUGGAUCGCCAUGUUUAUCAUCCUCAAUAUCGUCCUCGGUGCGGUCUCGUACAAGAACUUCCCUUAUCCCCAUCCCUGGGGUUUCACCAAGUCAGCCGAGAUACUAGCAUACGUCGGCUACCGAACCGGCCAUAUCUCGUUUGCCCUGCUGCCGCUGACUGUCCUGUUCUCUUCGCGCAACAACAUUCUCCUGUGGGUCACCGACUGGCCUUUCUCGACAUUUCUGGUGCUUCACCGCUGGGUAGCUCGUCUUUGCGCCCUUCAUGCGAUCGUUCACUCCAUCACCCUCCUCGCCGCUUACAUCAGCCUUGGAACGUACUACACGGACGUACACAGGCCUUAUUGGAUCUGGGGUAUUGUUGGAACACUAUGCCUAGUACUUCUUUUAGCCCAGAGCAUUCUUUGGUUACGCCGUGCUUCAUACGAAGUCUUCCUCAUCCUACAUAUUAUCCUCGCUGUUUUUGUUAUCGUUGGUUGCUGGUACCAUGUCUACUUCUGGAAGCCAUUCUCUGGAGUUUAUGAGCUGUGGAUAUAUAUGGUAUGCGCCGUGUGGUUCUUUGAUCGUCUCUUUCGCAUCUUACGAGUCGCCAAGAACGGCGUCUGCCAGGCCAGUGUCGUCGAGCUAUCUGAUGAAAUCGUCCGCCUGGAUAUCUCUGGUGUCAGAUGGUUAUCCACCCCAGGUCACCAUGCCUACAUAUACUUCCCUACACUGCAACCCUUUCUCCCGUGGCAGAAUCAUCCUUUCUCAAUCACCAACACUGCCUUGCUACAGGGGACAUCUGCAGUAGGAUCGUCACAUUCAGGUGACGUCGAGAUGAGCCAAAAGAUCCCUCAAGUUGCCAUAGCACAAAGCUUUACAGGCACUGAUAGCAUCUCCCUCUACAUCAAGAAGCACAAUGGCACAACGAGUCUACUACAUGAUCGCACUAACCUUCCUGUGCUGCUUGAGGGGCCUUACCGCGGUAAUCUCAGUCGUGAUGUGCUGAAGUGUGACAGAGUACUCCUUAUUGGUUGUGGCAUCGGUAUAACCGGUCUUCUCUCCUGGACCCGAGCACAUAUCAACGUGAAGCUGGCAUGGAGUCUAAAAGAGUCGUCAAAGCCACUUUUACAAGAUCUCGAGCCAGCGCUAAGCGAGGUGGCAGAUAAGGUCGUGUUUGUUGCUGAACGGUUAGAUGUUAAAGCACUUCUACACCAGGAGGUUGAGGCAGGUUGGAAGAGAAUUGGGGUUGUUGUUUGUGGUCCAGCUGGCCUUUGUGAUGAUACCCGUGCAGCUGUGGUGCGACUUGGAAAGACUGCCGGGGCUGUAUUUGAGUUGGAAGUUGAUGCUUUCAGCUGGUGA
Fusarium fujikuroi IMI 58289 is the source of this 2007-nucleotide messenger RNA. RefSeq names its product related to ferric reductase Fre2p. Gene Ontology annotation, biological process: iron ion transport; copper ion import; intracellular iron ion homeostasis. Gene Ontology annotation, cellular component: plasma membrane. The record is from RefSeq and is a predicted model, not a curated record. The transcript is spliced from 2 exons. Gene Ontology annotation, molecular function: ferric-chelate reductase activity. NCBI's taxonomy places the organism in Eukaryota, Fungi, Ascomycota, Sordariomycetes, Hypocreales, Nectriaceae. The coding region runs from base 1 to 2007 and encodes 668 amino acids.